UGAUUUACAUAAGACCACACACAAGCAAUUAAUACACUGCCUAAAAAAAUUAAUUAUCCAACAUUCUCAUGAACACCAUGAGUAAUUUUGAUCAUAUCUCUCUUGGUCUUACGUUAGGAGUAGGAUCCCCUCAAAAUAUUAAUAUUGAUCAAGUAGCUACUACAAAGAUUGAACCGGAUGAUGAAUAUGUUUAUUUCCAUCAACAUGCCUCUAAUUCUACUAGCGUGCAAGUGUCUUCAUUUUCUAACUCGUGUAAUAGCAUCAAGAGGGAGAGAGAUCAUGAUUUCAUCAAUAGUGAACAAGUGCAUCAUGAUGAUGUUGAUGAAAAUGGUAACUCCAAUAGGAAGAAACUUAGGCUCACCAAAGAACAAUCAGCAGUAUUGGAGGACACUUUCAAAGACCAUUCUACCCUCAAUACGAAGCAAAAGCAAGAAUUGGCAACCAAGCUGAAUCUUCGUACGAGACAAGUGGAGGUGUGGUUUCAGAACAGGAGGGCAAGGACAAAAUUGAAACAAACGGAAGUGGACUGCGAAGAACUGAAGAAAUGUUACGAAACUCUAACAGAAGAGAACAAGAUGUUGGAAGAGGAAUUGAAAGAGCUGAAAUCGAUGAAAACACCGGCAGAACAAUUUAAUUAUAAACCGCUUCCGGUAGCCGGUCUUACGGUUUGCCCUUCGUGUAAGAAAAUUUGCCCCGGCCGCCACGAUGACAAUGGCCCAUCUCACACCACCGCUUUGCUUCUUAGCCCAAAGGCCCAAAUUCACUUCUAUACAAAUAGUAAUUAUACGUUCACACAAUCUUCUGCAACUAUUGCUAGCUAGCUAGCUAGGGAGGGAGGUUGAAUAGUAAAUACAGUUUCAUUUUCAGAUAAUUUUGCUUUAUUAAUGAUAUCUAGAGUACUAAUUUAUAGAUAAUUACAAAUAUAAUAUCAUGUAAGAAAAUGAUAGCCGGUCGAUUUAGAAUCGGAUUGAUCGAGUUUUAUGAUCAUCACGUACUACUUAAUUAUGUGGUGCACCUGAUGAUACAUAGCCAAUUAUGUUUAUAAAUUGUUCAUGUACAAGUUUAUUAUCAAAAAAAUAAAAUUGUAAAUAGUUCUUCAUUUCA
Trifolium pratense (red clover) is the source of this 1104-nucleotide messenger RNA. Its product is annotated as homeobox-leucine zipper protein HAT9-like. NCBI's taxonomy places the organism in Eukaryota, Viridiplantae, Streptophyta, Magnoliopsida, Fabales, Fabaceae. Bases 69 to 821 code for a protein of 250 amino acids. The transcript is spliced from 3 exons. Gene Ontology annotation, molecular function: DNA-binding transcription factor activity, RNA polymerase II-specific; sequence-specific DNA binding. Gene Ontology annotation, biological process: regulation of DNA-templated transcription. The record is from RefSeq and is a predicted model, not a curated record.